CCGCUGCAGCUGACAUUCGGCAUGAUGGCGGCGGAGCUACAGAGACCUGACACAAACAGUGACAGCUCCAGCCGGCUGGAAGUCUCCAUCGACGGCCUGACUCUGAGCCCCGAUUCAGAGGGCGAGCAGGAGCAGGUUGAAAGGUUAAAUCCUCUCGUGCGCGAGGAGGAGAGCGCGCUGCAAAGUAAAGCUCGCGGUAACGAUGGGGAAGACGAGCCUGAGACUGAGAAUGCCAAAACCAUGGAAAGGAAAUGGGGCUUCUCUCUCCAGGAGCUCUACGGUCUGGCUGUUAAAUUCUUCAAAGAGAAAGACGGGAAAGCCUUCCAUCCAACGUACGAGGAGAAGCUCCGUCUUGUUGCACUCCACAAGCAGGUGACGCUGGGGCCAUACAACCCGGAUGCCUGUCCCGAAGUCGGCUUCUUUGAUGUGCUUGGGAAUGACAGGAGGAAAGAGUGGGCAUCGUUGGGCAACAUGGAGAAGGAGGAUGCCAUGGUAGAGUUUGUCAGGCUACUGAACAAGUGCUGUAAAUUAUUUGCACCUUACAUCACAUCACACAAAAUUGAGAGAGAAGAACGAGAGAGGAAGAGGAAGGAAGAGGAAGAGCAGCGGCGCAGAGAGGAAGAGGAGCAGGAGCGCCGGCGUCAGGAGGAAGAGAGACGGCGCCAAGAGGAAGAGCAGCGGUUGCGGCGGGAGGAAGAGGAAAGGAGGCAGAUGGAGGAGGAGAGACUGCGUGUGGAGCAGCAGAAGCAGCAGAUCAUGGCAGCACUCAACGCCCAGACAGCGGUGCAAUUUCAGCAGUACGCUGCCCAGCAAUACCCAGGCAACGUGGAGCAGCAGCAGGUGCUCAUCCGCCAGCUGCAGGAACAGCACUACCAGCAGUACAUGCAGCAGCUCUACCAGGUGCAGCUGGCACAGCAGCAGGCUGCCUUACAGAAGCAGCAGGAGGAAGCGAUUGUGUCAUCUUCGUCUGAGGGAGGGUUGUGCGCUGCCCGUCCCAGUGCUAUGGACAGCCCUGCUCUGAAUGGGCAACCUAGUGCACAUGCGGAGUGUCUGGAUCGAGAGUCUGAGGUGGAGCCUGCCGAGGAACUGAUAGAAAAUGGACCAGUAGAUGUGGCCCCUGUGAUUGCUGCCCCCUCUAUGUGGACGCGACCACAGAUCAAGGACUUUAAGGAGAAGAUCCGGCAGGAUGCAGACUCUGUGAUUACAGUGGGCCGGGGUGAGGUGGUGACGGUGCGUGUGCCCACCCACCAGGAGGGCUCCUACCUCUUCUGGGAGUUUGCCACGGACCACUAUGAUAUCGGCUUUGGUGUAUACUUUGAGUGGACAGACUCGGCCAACGCGGCAGUCAGCGUCCACGUCAGCGAGUCAAGCGAUGACGAAGAGGACGAGAGUGGGGACGGCCCAAGUGAGGAAGAAAAAGCCAAAAAGAAUGCAAGCAAGCCCCAGGUGGAUGAGAUAGUGCCGGUGUACCGGCGGGACUGCCACGAGGAGGUGUACGCUGGGAGCCAUCAGUACCCCGGGCGAGGGGUGUAUCUGCUCAAGUUCGACAACUCUUACUCUCUCUGGCGAUCCAAAACGGUCUACUACAGAGUGUACUACACCAGAUAGGUCCAAAGUCUAACGCUGGAGGCUUUCCCAGUGCCCCCUCAGGGUCUGGAGAGGAGGCGAGGAGCACACAUUUGCAUGCCCAGUAGGAGGGCCUCUUGUCCUUUUCUGAAAGGAGAUGAGUAGUUCAGCCCCAUAUCCCCACCUCUCUGCUCACAGCUCACGUUUGUUUCCAGCGAAACACUGCCGUAGCUUUCCAGCAGAACUGAGCGCCAUUCCCUUCUUUCUUUUUCUUUUAAUCCCCUCUUGUAUAAUUCUGUGCUCUGUUUUCAGUGGUUAUACACGAUGUAUACGCUGCAUUAGAUCCACAUAUUAACAUCUACAAAGGCAGCAUUCAUGAGCAACAUAAUUUUUGCAAUACAAAAGAAAACAUUUAAGGAUUAAAUGGCAUCAGAACAUGACCAGAUAUUCCAUAAUUGCAGAUACUUAAGAUGGAGGGAAAUGCAGCCAAAAUACUGCAAAAAGUGAAAUAUAGACUAUUGUGGUAAAAAUGAAAUCCUGUUCAAAUGUUACAGAUCAUCAUAACUAAAAGGAGCAAAGUAGGAGCUACAAACAGUGUGUAGCUGCAUGUGUGUGUGCACCUGGACUCUCUGGGCUGCUGCAAGUACAUCUGUUGAAGGUUUGACUGGGGUGUUUUGUUUCCUGGAAACCACAUUUUCUGUAACUGCUAAAAGCAGCCCUGGCUCUCAUUCAUUUUUGAAUAAA
Scleropages formosus (Asian bonytongue) is the source of this 2310-nucleotide messenger RNA. It is a transcript of the gene acbd3, whose product is annotated as acyl-Coenzyme A binding domain containing 3. Gene Ontology annotation, molecular function: fatty-acyl-CoA binding. NCBI's taxonomy places the organism in Eukaryota, Metazoa, Chordata, Actinopteri, Osteoglossiformes, Osteoglossidae. The record is from RefSeq and is a predicted model, not a curated record. Bases 22 to 1608 code for a protein of 528 amino acids. The transcript is spliced from 8 exons. Gene Ontology annotation, cellular component: Golgi membrane.